AUGCUUUCCGCGCUUCGAACUGCCGGAGCGUUUGGCACUCGUCGCCUUGCUUCAACUCAGGCGAUCGCCAGUAAUAGCGAAGCACCGAAGGGUAUUGCCACAACAGGAACCCCAUUCCUGAAUCCUUCCUCGAAAGCCGAAUAUGCCUUGGCUCGUCUCGAUGACGUCAUGAAUUUAGCUCAAAGAGGCUCCAUUUGGCCACUGACAUUCGGUCUCGCGUGUUGCGCAGUUGAAAUGAUGCAUUUCGCUGCUCCAAGAUAUGAUAUGGAUCGAUACGGAGUCGUUUUCAGAGCAUCCCCCAGACAGGCCGAUUUGAUUUUUGUUGCUGGUACUGUGACAAACAAGAUGGCGCCGGCUCUUCGCCGCAUCUACGACCAGAUGCCUGAAGCCAAAUGGGUUAUUUCAAUGGGAUCGUGUGCAAAUGGAGGAGGGUAUUAUCAUUACGCAUAUUCGGUGCUUCGAGGAUGCGACCGCGUUAUUCCAGUCGACAUUUAUGUGCCUGGAUGUCCACCAACAGCUGAGGCCCUCCUUUACGGAGUUCUUCAAUUGCAAAAGAAGAUCAAGCGUAAGAGAGAGGCCCAACUUUGUACAUCUAUAUUUUUCUAUCUUUUGCCGAAGGUUGUACGGGGAUCAGUGAUGGAUCGGAGUCAAGUCGUAGAUGAUACACGUAAAAUGAUUGGAAGUGGAGGAAACACAUACCCGUUCCCAAUUAAUGGAUUAUCACACGAACAAAACCAAAAAUUAUGCACAGCAAUUUUUAAGAUGAAAGUGCACGAUCUCCAGCAACUUAUAAUGCACCUAGGUCUUCGUAAACGCACAGCAAAGUUCGACUUACAGAAAGUUCUUCUCGAGUCUUUAUAUGAUGAGAAACACGCUCGUAACUUAAACGCAAUGGUAAUGCAGUUACUUCAGUAUGGAUCUAACGGAGAGAUGAGACGGAAUCAACCGGCUCAACGGCAACAUCCAUACUCACGGAUCGGUGCCAGCAAUCAAAUGGUAAAUCAUCAUUUCCAACAACAACAACAACAUCAGAACAUGAUGCACCAUAUGAAUCAUCAGCACAUGCUACCAAAUCCGAUGACGGUGAGAUGGACUACAGCUGAAUUGCUCGAGGAGCAAUUGAAAGAGUCGAUGAAUCGCGCUGCAGCGCCACUUCAGCCAUCCGCAUUUUUUAAUAAUGGAAUGCAUACAAGUAAUCAGUUGCAGCAGGAAAUUCCAAAUAGGAUAGGAAAGGUGUUUGCUGAUCGAUUUGAGACCGUGAGUCUGCCAUUCUACGAUGUCAUCAAUACUCUUCUCGAACCUGUUGAAUUGCACGCAACCAACAGUAACAGCAAACAAUCCAAAUCGCUACACUUCACGUUUUCGAUGAAUGCUGAUGAAACAGCCAAAAUCGCAUAUCGAUCAGAAGCGACUCCAGUGCCGCGAUACGAAGUUCAAUUAAGAUUUUUCAAUAUCACCGAGCCAGGGACUCCUCAGAAAGACGACUUCCCGCUCAAUUGUCAUGCACGUGUCGACGAAUCUGUUGCUUCGCUCCCGAACAUAAUUCCGACAAAUAAGCCAAAUGUUGAGCCGAAACGUCCGUCUCGUCCUGUUAAUAUCACAUCUUGCUUGAGUCGCUUCAAACAAAGAGACCACACUCUUCAUGUUGAUUGGCUCUCGGAUAGACGGGUUUAUGCAGCCGGGAUUUACUUCGUGUAUCGUAUCAACUCUGAAAUGCUUUUUAACCGUCUUGUUGCAAACGUAUCUAGACACAGAUCAGCUGAAGUAACAAGAAAAGAAGUUAUAAAUAAACUUUCUGGAGGAGAAGAUGAUAUUGCAAUGGACCAACUAAAAAUCAGUCUGUUGGAUCCACUCUCCAAAAUUCGAGUGAGGACACCAGUUAGAUGCGAGGAUUGUACACAUUCCCAAUGCUUCGAUCUCUUAUCAUAUCUAAUGAUGAAUGAAAAGAAACCAACGUGGCAGUGUCCAGUGUGCUCCGGAUAUUGCCCGUAUGAAAGGCUGAUUAUUGAUGAUUAUUUCCUCGAAGUGCUGGCAAAGGUCGGCAGCAACAUCGUUGAAGUUGAACUGAAGCCGGAUGGCUCAUAUGACGUCAUUAAAGAAGAGGUCGAUGUGUGCCUUUCAGAUGAUGAUGAUGAUGAAGAAGAUAUCAAACCGAACGUCAAUGCUUCUUCAAUGAAUGGUAAUGGAGUUUCAGAGAAUGGAGGAAAGAAGAAAAAGGUGCCGGCUGACGACGAAAUCAUUACUCUUAGCGAUGAUGAAGAAGAUGAGGCUUUGAAAAGAGGUAUACAAAAUUCGUUGAACGACAACUUCACUGCAGAACGAACAGGACCAUCCGAAUCAUCUAAAAGGACACCAACCAAAACAGGAAACAAUUCUGAUAUCGAGAUUAUCACACUGGACGAUACUCCGCCUCGUCCUUCAGCUGCUUCGGCUCCGGUCCGCCAGCUGUCUCAACAGCAUGUAAACAAUAUGGCCUCAUCGUCCUCAUCAAGAUUGGAUUCUGUUCAGUCACCCAACAACGGCCCAGUUCCUCAGAAUCUUCAAACUGCUUUGUCGCAAAUUGGCUCCCAGUCGAUGCCGCAUUCGUCUCAACCCUCUCCAAUGAUGCAGCAACAACAGAUUCCCACAUCUCAUCAAAUGAACUAUGGACCACCCCCUUUCAUGAAUAUGGGUCAAGCUUCGGGUUCUCAGACUCCUACUUCGCAAUACGCUUAUUCGCCAAUGAUGCAACCACAAUAUCAAAUGCAAGCCGGGAUAAUCGGACGUAAUAACCAAAUGGCACCGAUGCAACAACAUCAUCAAGGGCCACAAGGAAUGAUGUCUCCGACGUUUUAUGCUCAACAACAAAUGCAAAACGGUAACAAUAUCGCACCACCACGGCAUCUCAACCGUUCAGAAGUUUCGAAUGGCUCUCAAUUUGCUCCGCCCUCUCGGUUUGGAGAUACUGGACCACCAGGAGUCACUGUUCGCUUCUACUUCCCACCAGGACAGUAUCCACCUCAACCACAAUACCGACAAAAUUGA
Caenorhabditis remanei is the source of this 3024-nucleotide messenger RNA. RefSeq lists its product as uncharacterized. The transcript is spliced from 18 exons. Bases 1 to 3024 code for a protein of 1007 amino acids. Gene Ontology annotation, biological process: aerobic respiration; electron transport coupled proton transport; mitochondrial respiratory chain complex I assembly. Gene Ontology annotation, molecular function: zinc ion binding; 4 iron, 4 sulfur cluster binding; quinone binding. NCBI's taxonomy places the organism in Eukaryota, Metazoa, Nematoda, Chromadorea, Rhabditida, Rhabditidae. The record is from RefSeq and is a predicted model, not a curated record.